GUACGGCUGCACCGUCGCAGCCAGGCAGCCGUCGUCUUCGUCCCGGAAGGCGUCGAGAUGACGGGCCUCCAUGGCAAGCGCGCCACCAGGGGAUCCCGGAGAUCCACACCCCUCGGGCGGUCCAUGACCGAGGCGGCGCCUCCUCCGGCACGCCGAACCAAGCGCCGGCUCCUUUGCGGCGAACGGGAUCCGGAGGACGUGGCCCCGGCGCCUCCUCCUCCCAAGCGCUCGCGCUCCCUUCCAGCUUACAGCGAUCAGGGCCCGACGGAUGUGAGCGUGGCCCCUCCUCCGGCGCCCCGCGCCAAGGCCCCGGCUCCUCCGCCCAAGCGUGAUGAGAGCUCCAUUCGCGCCGGUUGGCCGCCUACCACCGCGUACGUGCUCCGCAGCCGCCGCGUCCCUGCGCGCUACGAGGAACGGGAGGAACUUAAGUAUGAUCGAUCAUGCUCUUCCAGGACAAAAGCUAAGCAAGAUGAGCUUUGGGAGGCUCCAGCAUGUGCACGUGUGGCUUUGGAACAAUACAACAGCAUGAAUCAGGGGGAUGAGCAUGAGCUGGUUAAAGCAGUGGACGUUCAUUCCUUUGUCUGCUGUGGUAUGUGGUUGCAUGCAAAUUUCCUUGCUCGGCGUAAAGGUGCCAAGAACUGUGUUGAUCUUGUUCCCAAAUACUUCUUUGCGGAGCUGAAUCUUGAUGGAUUUGGUCUGCUGUGUGCUUCAUGUGUUAAGAUUGAUUCAGUUGAAUCAAAGAACCUUGGUGGCUGUGGAGAGUGCCCAGGAAAAAUCAGGCACCCUGCUGAUGGAACUUAUCUUGGUGCCCAGGCUUGCCGUGAACCUGCUGCUGGUGGUGGUCUAGAAGUUGCGUUUAGCUUUUGAGUGCAUUUUUUCCAGUUAUGAACCAUAGAUAAGUGAUCCUACUCAAAUUGGACCCAGUGCUCAGGUAGUUCGCAAAAAUAUUGAAUGGUGAUGUCGCAAGCCGGUGGUUUCAGCGUUAGCAAAUUCUGUCGCACGCCUCCUAACUUAUUUUGUUUCUCAUGGCAGCUGGCCAUCAUAUGGAAGCGUCUGGUUUAAAAACCCUUGGGCUGUGGGGCUUUCCGCAAGAUCUCUUGGUUUACAAUGUGGGGAUGGAUGUCAUUAUCUUUGCGGCAAUCGUGUUCUUUUCAUGGUUUCCUUUCAAAUCCAAUUUCCAGCCGCGCAUUCAAUUCAACCAGGGUGCUUAGCCAUUGUCUCGAGAUCUCCCUCAUUCUGGCAGGAAACAAGGGGAAACACGAGUCAUGGAAUGCCCCUGGCUCGUGUGUUUCGUUGUACAUUCUUCGAGUUAACUAGGGACGCUAUGUACAUAAUUUUUGUGGUUACUUGGAACACUAAUCAUGCAUGGACGAAGAGCUAAUCCCAGCUUAGACAUGUCAAUAUUCGCAUCUUGCUUGCAGUUUUGAGUAACAGGAUAUGUAAUCUGGACCUAGUUGCCUAGUUGGAGUAAUUAUUGCUAAAA
This is a messenger RNA of Lolium perenne, 1483 nucleotides long. RefSeq lists its product as uncharacterized. Lineage: Eukaryota; Viridiplantae; Streptophyta; Magnoliopsida; Poales; Poaceae. The record is from RefSeq and is a predicted model, not a curated record.